UUUUACUCAAACAAAUUAAAAUUAUUGCAGAUAAAAAUGAGAAGAAAAUGUUUGUGUAAUUUAAGAGAAGAAGAGGUCGCUAAUAUAUCAGUAACCCGGUCAGAUUUUAGAGGCCAUUUGUUUUCCGUAGAUCCUGAUAAUUAUCGAACUAUUACUUUCUGUACUCCUCUUAGAGAUACUGGAGGCUCUAUUUCAUCCCCUAUGGGAUUAACUGAGUUCUCAACGAAUAUGUACACUGUGGGCUCAAGUGGAACUAAAAAUGUUGCAGGUGUGUUGGGUAUUGCUGGACCUGGAGUUGAACCUGGAGUUGAUCUCUCAAACAAGAGCUGGUUUCAAGAUUCAGAUCUGGUUUCUCCUCAAAUUCUUCAUGAAGAGAUAAUGUUUUCCCGUGGAUUGAACACAGAAAAAAAAAUGUCAACUCCUUCCUCACAUAGAGGGCGGCGGGUUGCAUUGGACAACAUGUUUUCUGAUAAAGCUGAACUGCAUCUCCUCACACACAAUCAGAGGAAAGAUGCCGUGGUUGGACAACGUCAAUCUAGAGAUAAAUACAUCAUCUUUAAUAAAAGAUAAAAAAUUCACUAUUUUUACGCAAUUUCAUUUGGAUUUAAACCAGAAAAAGUUAAUAUUUCUCCAUGUUUUAAACACACGUUUAAUAUGUAUUGCAAGUGAAAAAAAUAAAAAGUUUUAAUUAAGAA
Molecule: messenger RNA, 695 nt
Organism: Eurytemora carolleeae
Lineage: Eukaryota; Metazoa; Arthropoda; Copepoda; Calanoida; Temoridae
Exons: 8
Coding region: 37-570 (177 amino acids)
Source: RefSeq, a predicted model, not a curated record